Ostertagia ostertagi is the source of this 840-nucleotide messenger RNA. NCBI's taxonomy places the organism in Eukaryota, Metazoa, Nematoda, Chromadorea, Rhabditida, Trichostrongylidae. The record is from the annotation of a GenBank genome assembly.
AUGAAGAAAUUGGAUGUUGUUCGAGGCUGCUGCAGACAGCAAGCAAUCGACACCGUUGAAGAGGUAAUUUACAUCGUACAUGGCAAAUUUGCCAAUAAGAAAAACGGCUACCAAAAAAGGAAGCAGCUGUUCACUCAGAUUUUUCCGACUGGGAUGAAUCACCCAUCAAAACGGUCUGUAAUUUUGCUCACACCAGCCUGUCCUCAAGGUUCCCUAGUGCACCAUGUUGCUGAAAAAGAAAAUUCGGAUUUGAACGACUCCUUUGAUGAUCCCGUCAUACUUAAUAGCGGUGUUGAUGGAUUUCCUUCGCUAACUGACUCAAAAAGUGAAAGUACUCCUCACAGUUGUGAAGUUAAAAACGAGGAAGGCUUGGUGGAUCUGCUGUGCGUAACGGAUAAUGGCCAACAGUCAAUAGUUUAUCUACAGGAUCACUGGGCUGAGACAAACGUUGAACCAAACACUCGGAUCAGCGUGUCACUGCAUUGGGAUUGGCUGGUUUCAAACGAGCAUGGCGUUAUGAUUGUUGCUCCAGACACACUUGUGCCCUGCACAAGCAUAGCUGGGGCUACAUGGUGCCCACGUAAGGUCAUCCUCAACGAACGUUUUCGCGGUCCUGUUGAAGCUAACAAAGCUAUGCUUAUAGGCAAUAUUGUCCACGAAAUGUUCCAGGCAGCUCUUCGUUGUCCAACUCCUCGCACUGUCUCUCGUGAUUGGCUGCUUCACAUAUGGCGAGCAAACAUCCGCAGCGAAGUCCUUGCACAGUUGGUUGCUCUCCGAUUUACGCCCUCGCAGUUUGAAACCGAACUCGAGCCGUAUCUAGAAGUUAGCAUUUUCUUUCUG